AUGGCCACGAGAACAACAGCAUCGAUGUCGUCGUGUCUGUGCUACGUCCUCCUUGUAGCUGGCGCGCUCCUCGCCGUGGCCACGGCCGACCCUGCCAAGAUCGGCGUCUGCCACGGCCGCGUGGGCAGCAACCUCCCAGCGCCGGAGGCGGCCGCGGCAUUACUCACGCAAAACGGGAUCACCAAGGCGCGGCUCUUCCUGCCAGACCCGGCCGUCCUCCCGGCCUUCGCCGCGGCCGGCAUCGACCUCACCGUCGGCGUGCCCAACGAGAACCUCACCUACCUCUCCACCUCCGGGCCCGACGGCGCGCUGCAGUGGCUCCGCUCAAGCGGCCUGGCCGCCAACCCCGUCGCCGCACGCCUCCGCUACCUCGUCGUCGGCAACGAGGUGCUCUACAACAACCAGUUCUACGCGCCGCACCUCGUCCCCGCCAUGCGCAACCUCCACGCCGCGCUGGCGACCCUUGGCCUCGACCGCGCCGUCAAGGUCUCCUCCGCGCACGCCUCCUCCGUGCUCGCCGCCUCCUACCCGCCCUCCGCGGGGGCCUUCGACGUCGCCACCCUGGACGUGCUCCGCCCCAUGCUGCGCUUCCUCGCCGACACCGGCGCGCCCUUCAUGCUCAACGCCUACCCGUUCAUCAGCCACCUCAGCGGCCCCGCCAACGUCCCGCUCGACUACGCGCUAUCUUCCUCCUCCUCCGGCGCCGCCGCCGCCGCAACGGUGGUGCGCGACGGCGGGCUGGCGUACACGGGCCUGUUCGACGCCACGGUGGACGCAGUGGCGGCAGCGCUGGAGCGGGAGGGAUUCGGCGGCGUGGCUGUGGCGGUGACCGAGACCGGGUGGCCCACCGCAGGGCACCCGGACGCGACGCUGCAGAACGCGGCGGUGUACAACGGUGGUGUGGCGGAGAGGGCGGCGCGGGGAGCCGGCACGCCGCGCCAGCCCGGGACGCCCGUGGAGGUGUUCCUCUUCGACCUCUACGACGAGGACGGCAAGCCAGGUGCCGAGAUCGAGCGGCACUUCGGCAUCUUCAAAGCCGACGGCACCAAGGCCUACGACAUCAGCUUCACCUAG
Messenger RNA from Lolium rigidum, 1074 nucleotides. Its product is annotated as glucan endo-1,3-beta-glucosidase-like. Bases 1 to 1074 code for a protein of 357 amino acids. Gene Ontology annotation, molecular function: hydrolase activity, hydrolyzing O-glycosyl compounds. Lineage: Eukaryota; Viridiplantae; Streptophyta; Magnoliopsida; Poales; Poaceae. The record is from RefSeq and is a predicted model, not a curated record. Gene Ontology annotation, cellular component: plasma membrane. Gene Ontology annotation, biological process: carbohydrate metabolic process. The transcript has a single exon.